This is a messenger RNA of Drosophila ficusphila, 4394 nucleotides long. It is a transcript of the gene cv-2, whose product is annotated as BMP-binding endothelial regulator protein. The coding region runs from base 1018 to 3294 and encodes 758 amino acids. The record is from RefSeq and is a predicted model, not a curated record. The transcript is spliced from 7 exons. Lineage: Eukaryota; Metazoa; Arthropoda; Insecta; Diptera; Drosophilidae. Gene Ontology annotation, molecular function: protein binding.
UCGAACCGUCAGUUCUCAUCUAGCUGCGCCGGCGAGCGGUCCGUUUUGAAAAGCGCUCGUGAGUGGAAUUCGAAAUCUCGAAUUGCUGGCCAGGAAAAUCCCUCUGUUGUGUGGGAAAACUCGCGCGCGAUUUUCCCGUUCGCCGAGGCACGGACUACAAUCGUUUGCAGAGCGUAAAUGCAAUUGAAACGAUCGUAAAGUACGGCUGAAAGUAAACAAAAACAAAAAAAAAAUAGAAAACAACAAGUAACGAAGUUUGUUAUCAACGCGACGAGAGCUUAAUGCGGGGCUUAGCUUGAUUUUCAGAUUUCCUGCGUGUGCUAAUACGUCGUUUUCCCCACUCGCUGGCCAACUGGGAGCGUUUUCCAGUGGGUCCGGUGAAUUGGCGCGCAAUUUCAUUGAAUCGAAUUGAAUGCAAAUUGCAAUUGCGGUGCAGCGCGAAAUUGAACCUUUGACAGCGACAACGACGGCGACGUCGACGACGAUGGGCGCGCACAACGUGGCGUAUGCGUAAUCUGUGGCAAACGAAUCGAAGUACUCGCAAUCAAAUUGAAAUUGAAAUGAAAUGAAAGGCGCGCGCCGGCUCAAAUAAAUUAUGCGCCAGUGAGUUCUAAGUGUCAGCCGUCUCUUUCCAAUCGCGUAGCCCCAUCUCUUUCGCGCAGAAAAAUAGACCCAAGCCCAGGCAAUUGAAAAUGCGAUUCAUAUCGGCCCGAGUAGCAACAACAACAACAACAGCAGCAGCAGCAACAACAAAAGUAACAACAAGACAACAGCUACAACAACCACACUGAUGAUCGUUGGCAACAUGUCAAGCAUAAUUAAUUUUCGAUUCUGUUUCUGCCGCCGCCGAUUUCUUGCCACUAGCACCUCAUCUGGAAAUCUGGAAGUGUAAUUACGGUCAUAAUUCACGCGAGCCGCAACCACAAAAAAAAAACAUACGGAAAGCAAAGCAUUUAACGAGAAUUGUGCAGAGGAAAAACUAAUAGAGAUUUCGGCGAACAUCGAGCGAUUGUGAAAAUGUGUUGCCAAUCAAGUGGCCAGUGGAAAUCUUCUGCGCAGCAGCCCAAGGAAUCAGCGACGCCAAGACGGCAUCACCACGGAUUUUGCCCAAGGACCGAGGUCCUAAUCCUCACCGUUAUCCUGCUGGCCGUGCUCCAAAUCCAGACAGUUGUCGCCGGAGUGGGCGACAGUCUUUCCGGCGUACGUCAAUCCUGCUCGAAUGAGGGAGAAGAAGUGCAGCUGAAGAAUCAACCCAAGAUUUUCACUUGCUUCAAGUGCGAAUGCCAGAACGGAUUCGUGAAUUGCCGCGAUACCUGUCCGCCCGUCAACGAUUGCUAUAUUCUGGAUAAGUCGAACGGCACGUGUUGUCGUAGGUGCAAAGGUUGCAGUUUUCGUGGCAUGUCCUAUGAAAGUGGUUCGGAGUGGAGUGACCCCGAGGAUCCUUGUAAGACGUACAAGUGCGUGGCCACCGUGGUCACCGAAACAAUCCAGAAGUGCUAUUCGCAGUGCGAUGACAACCAGCUGCAGAAGCCGCGCCCCGGCGAAUGCUGUCCCACCUGUCAGGGCUGCAAGAUCAACGGACAGACGGUGGCCGAGGGCCAGGAGGUGGACGCCUCCAUCGACGAUCGCUGUCUGGUGUGCCAGUGCCGGGGGAACCAGUUGACCUGCUCCAAGAAGACCUGCCCCGUGCUCCCCUGUCCCAUGUCCAAGCAGAUAAAGCGUCCCGACGAGUGCUGUCCACGAUGUCCCCAGAAUCACAGCUUUCUGCCCGUUCCAGGCAAAUGCCUCUUCAACAAAAGUGUUUACCCCGAGAAGACGCAGUUUAUGCCGGACAGGUGCACCAACUGCACCUGCCUGAACGGAACCUCCGUGUGCCAACGACCCACCUGUCCGAUCCUGGAGUGCUCUCCGGAGUUCCAGGAGCCGGAUGGCUGCUGUCCACGCUGCGCCGUCGCCGAAGUGCGGAGCGAGUGCAGCUUGGAUGGGGUGAUCUACCAGAACAACGAGACCUGGGACAUGGGUCCAUGUCGCAGCUGCCGCUGCAACGGGGGCACCAUCCGCUGUGCCCAGAUGCGCUGUCCGGCGGUCAAGUGCCGGGCGAAUGAGGAACUGAAGCAGCCGCCAGGAGAAUGUUGCCAGCGAUGCGUGGAAACCGCCGGAACUUGCACCGUUUUCGGGGAUCCCCACUUCCGCACCUUCGACGGGAAGUUCUUCAGCUUCCAGGGCAGUUGCAAGUACCUCCUGGCCUCCGAUUGCCAGGGAAAGACCUUCCACAUUCGACUGACGAACGAGGGUCGAAACACGCGACACGCCAGUUGGGCAAAAACCGUAACCUUGAGUCUGCGAAACUUGAAAGUUAAUCUCGGCCAGCGGAUGAGGGUCAAGGUGAAUGGAACGAGGGUUACGUUGCCCUAUUUCGGCAUGGCUGGUGGCCAGAACAUCACAAUCGAGAGAUUGCCAGACGGAGGAGCCGUGAUGCUGAGAUCCGAGAUGGGUUUGACCCUCGAGUGGAAUGGAGCUGGCUUCCUGCAGGUUUCGGUGCCCGCGAAAUUCAAGCAAAGACUGUGCGGCCUGUGUGGCAACUUCAAUGGCAGUUCGCGGGACGAUCUGACCGGCAAGGAUGGACGCACCCAUGGGGACGACGAGGUCUGGCACUUCGCCAACUCCUGGAAGGUUGGUGGCCCGAAGUCCUGUUCCCGCAAGCGUGAAAGCCUGGCGGCCACGCCCACCUGCGACAAGCGCAAGUCGAACUUCUACUGCCAUCCGUUGAGCGUUCCCUCGCUCUUCGGCGAUUGCCACGAGCGCCUGAAUCCGGAGAACUACAAGGUGGCCUGCCGGAUGGACGUGUGCGAGUGUCCCUCCGGCGACUGCCACUGCGAUAGCUUCGCUGCCUACGCCCACGAGUGCCGGAGAUUGGGAGUCCCCCUGCCGGACUGGAGAACGGCCACCAAUUGUCCGGCCGGCUGGCGACGGAAUGCCACGCUGUCGAGCUUCAAGGGCAACCAGUUCUACGGGGAUCCCAGCUUCCAUCGGUUCAAGGGUCGCCGGCAGAAGAACCAUCUGCUGCGACUGCAGCAGCAGCAGCAGCACCAGCAGCAGAGCAAACAGGGCCAAAAGGGGCGGCAUCGGCAGAGUGCGGGGCACAACCAGCUGGACAAGCAGGGCCACCAUCGACUGGACAAGGACCAGCUGGACAGGGAGUUCAUCCUGAAGCACGUGCCCAGCAGUUUCCUCUAUCCACGUGCGCCGGAUCGCACGCCGCCGCCCCCUCCAUUAAGUUACUUAACCGUUUAACUUUAGUUACCCAUUUAGUUACUACACACACACACCCAUACAUGAGCACGCCCAUCCACACAGAUACUCUCGCAGGGAAGGGGCCUUAAAAAAAAGAUAGCAUACUUUUGGCGGCCCCAAAAAGCCGAGAGAACCGUGCGGGAAACCUAGUUGAAUUCGCUCCCAUGACAGCCAGGCCACAGUAUUAAGCUGAAAGUCCUCCGGAGUAGGCAGAUAUAUAUACACACACACACAUAAACACACCGAACUAUAUGUAGCACCCACACACACAAACACACACACACACAGCAUCGAACAAGAACUCAUCCUGUCGCCAUUUCUCGUGUAGCCUAAGUUUUAUUUAUUUUAGCUUUAGUAAGUGGAGUUUUAUUCGGAGAGCCUGUGCUGUUUGUGUGCCUGAUUUGUAUUUGUAUUCCUGUAUGUGUGUUUCGUCGCUGCGCUGAACUAAACUGAUCUAAAACCUAAACUAUAACUAUAACUAUAACUAUAACUAAAACUAAACAUAAGCUAAGCUUUAGCUAAGUGUACUUAGAACAUAACGCAGUCCUAGCUAAAGUACUUGAUAAUGUUUGCUUAAAAUUUAAGCUCUAGGAAGGGACGAGGAGAAGGACCUACCCAACUACUAUGAGAAUUGCACAACAGUAUUUUUGCUUAGUUGAAAACUUGAACGAGCCCCAGAUCCCGAACUCAACUCAAUCCCCAAAACAAAACAAAAACCUACUUAACCAACUCGAAAUUCCGCUUAUCUCAAAUCGGGGCGAGCGCCCCUCGCAGAUUUAACCAACUUUUACCCAAACUGUGUUAAUAUUUAUACAACAACAACAACUAUCGCCAACUAUUUAUGCACUUAACCAGCGGAAAAGGGAGACAACUCUUUGCCAUCUUUCAAUUUUACAAAUUAAUCAAGUUUACAGUUUAAAGUUAAAUGUAAUGUACUAUAAUAACUUCUUCAUAUACUAUACUACUUGUAUGGCUGGAUCUGUAAAUUUACGACACAUUUGAAUAUCCCAAAAGAUGAAGAAAAGAACAAAAACAAAACAAAAAGUAAUGCCACAAAUGCAAGUGGAUAAAAUCAAAUUGAAAUAUAUGAAAAAAAACAA